Molecule: messenger RNA, 1068 nt
Organism: Arvicanthis niloticus (Nile rat)
Lineage: Eukaryota; Metazoa; Chordata; Mammalia; Rodentia; Muridae
Gene: Dlx3
Product: distal-less homeobox 3
Biological process (GO): regulation of transcription by RNA polymerase II; embryo development; epithelial cell differentiation
Molecular function (GO): RNA polymerase II cis-regulatory region sequence-specific DNA binding; DNA-binding transcription factor activity, RNA polymerase II-specific
Source: RefSeq, a predicted model, not a curated record
AGCAUUUGACUGUGGCUUGGGACGCGGAGAGAGGCACGCAGCGACUGACCGACGGCCGGCGAUGGUUUAAGCGCCCCUCGGCCACCCCCUCCCUCAGACGCGACUGCGUCCUGUCCUCGCCCUCUGGACACACACCCCACCUGGGCUCCUCCGCCCGUUCGGCGCUCCUCGGAGGAGGCCCGGGGUGUUGCGGCGCUCGCCAGCAUGAGCGGCUCCUUCGAUCGCAAGCUCAGCAGCAUCCUCACCGACAUCUCCAGCUCACUUAGCUGCCAUGCGGGCUCCAAGGACUCGCCCACCCUGCCCGAGUCUUCGGUCACUGACCUGGGCUAUUACAGCGCUCCCCAACAUGACUACUACUCGGGCCAGCCCUACGGCCAGACGGUGAACCCCUACACCUACCACCACCAGUUCAAUCUUAAUGGGCUCGCAGGCACCGGCGCUUACUCACCCAAGUCGGAAUAUACCUACGGGGGAUCCUACAGGCAGUAUGGAGCAUACCGGGAGCAGCCUUUGCCUGCACAGGACCCAGUGUCGGUGAAAGAGGAGCCGGAAGCCGAGGUACGCAUGGUGAACGGCAAGCCCAAGAAGGUCCGAAAGCCGCGAACGAUCUACUCCAGCUAUCAGCUGGCUGCCCUGCAGCGCCGUUUCCAGAAAGCCCAGUAUCUGGCCUUGCCCGAGCGCGCCGAGCUAGCUGCACAGCUGGGCCUCACUCAAACACAGGUGAAAAUCUGGUUCCAGAACCGCCGCUCCAAGUUCAAGAAGCUCUAUAAGAACGGGGAGGUGCCGCUGGAACACAGUCCCAACAACAGUGACUCCAUGGCCUGCAAUUCACCACCGUCGCCGGCACUCUGGGACACGUCUUCCCACUCCACUCCAGCCCCUACCCGCAAUCAGCUGCCCCCACCGCUCCCAUACAGUGCCUCCCCCAACUACCUGGACGACCCCACCAACUCCUGGUACCACACACAAAACCUCAGUGGACCCCACUUACAGCAGCAGCCACCUCAGCCGGCUACCCUGCACCAUGCCUCCCCUGGGCCCCCGCCUAACCCUGGGGCUGUGUACUGA